Drosophila biarmipes is the source of this 509-nucleotide messenger RNA. RefSeq lists its product as uncharacterized. The record is from RefSeq and is a predicted model, not a curated record. The transcript is spliced from 2 exons. NCBI's taxonomy places the organism in Eukaryota, Metazoa, Arthropoda, Insecta, Diptera, Drosophilidae. Bases 36 to 374 code for a protein of 112 amino acids.
AUCAAUCUCUUUUCGGUGCGAAAAGUACAGGCAAAAUGACCUCUGAAAGCAAGAUGGUGCUGCUCUUCCUCAUCGGCUGUCUGGUCAUGCAGACAAUCAACGCCGGGCCCUUCGACAGGUUCAGUCGGGAGGACGAUGAUCGGAACAACGAGAUCAGCGGAGAAUGGUUCAAGAAGCCCAUUCUCAGGUUGGAUCGUCUCUUUAGUAGCCGCGAAUCGCCGUCGGGAAGCCAGAAGGAGGUGGUCAGACCCAGCAGAAGCGAUAAGGGUGAAACCACGGAGAGCUCCAAGCACGCCCACUCCAUGAUCACCUCGAUGCUCGGUUUCUUCAGCAGUAUGAUCAACUUUGGCAGGUCCUUCGUAAGGGAUGAAUAAAAAACAUCCUAGACUUAUGCAAAUAGCUAUAAAACUCGUAAUACAAAUCUCGUGAUUCCAAUUGCCACAUGUUGUAGCUUAAAAUAUUGUUGUACAUUCAUAAAUAAAUAUCUAAAAGGACUGAUUUUAAAGCCA